CCGCCGUCUCGUGGAAGGUUACGGACUCUCCUUCGGAGGCGGCCACACACAUCUCUCCGCAAGCACGAAAGGUCAGGCAAGGUGGCUGCGCCUCAUUCAACCGCCGCAAUGUGCAAGGCCGUCUGACUCACACUUGGUCUCGCUGUGUCGUGUUUGCAGAACGCCCCAGUCGCUGAAGUGCCGGGCAUGUCACUGCAGCCCUCGUCUCCCCUCUGGACCACACCCUGCAAAGGGCGCUCGAGCAGGACACCGUCCCUCAGUGAAGACAGCUUUCACAGUGCAAACUCGCCCAUGAGGCGAAUGCACACAUCCUCACUGUCUUCACUGACGCCACCUAAGCCAGAAAAGUUGCAGAGGCGUCGCAGCUGGCGGGAUUUGAGAGACAUUUUCGACGAAAUCCAGCAUGCAGCCUGCCUGGAGCACGCCGAGAUGGAAGGACGGAGAGCGAGACGGCGGAAAGGGGGCGGGCCGGCGGGCACGAGUUUCAAGAGAAGCGGCUCUACAGAGCACCAUCAGGCAGCGCCAGCCUGCCGCCUGACCGUCGGCACCCUCCCUCUCAGCAUUCAGCCCCCCGCCCCGUUUGAGUCUUCCUCCCCUGGCCCGUCAGCGCCUUCAUCGGCCUCGUCGUCCGCCUCCCCCUACCGGCUGCCGCCACCCCGGUCGUCUCGCAUUGUGCCAAGCAGAGGGGGGCCGGACACGUCCAUGGCAAGAGGGCCACAGCAGACCGAUGAGGGAGACACAAGCAGAGGGCUCGUUGGGAGGGGGGCUGAAGAGCACCAUGGAGGAGCAGGGGCCGGCAGUGCUGCAUCAGAUCAUUUCUUACCCGAGCCGAAUCCGCCCAGCCCCGCGAUACCCAAAUCGUGCGAACCAGAGGCUCACGUGCAUCCGAAGCACACGACGAGAGAGAAUGAUGCGCCGGCGCCUUUGGCCUGGUCGCCUCUGCCACCAUCUCUUCCACCGUGCCCGAGAACUGCAGAGGAGAAAGGCACCACAUUUGCUCCGCAGUCGCCCCAAGAUGACGACCUCCAACAACAAAACGAGAUUCUGCGGUAUGCAUUGGGUCGGGCGGAGGAGCAGCUGACGAGGAUGCAGAGGGAGAAACGAGUCAUCGUUCGGCGACUGGAGGACCUCAGGUCAUGUCUAAACGAGCAGUCAGUCAUCCUGCAUGUUACGGAGAGGUCUCGAGCGACACUGGAGGCGUCACUGGCCGUCCUCAGACAGCAGGUCAAGGACCUAAAGGCGCGGCACGCUGCCAUGCGGAAGGAGGCCGCCCAGACAACGGCAGCCUACGAGCAGGCCCUCAAGCUGGUGUGCGAGAAAGAGUCGCAACUCAAGGACGAGAUGGAGAGGAAUGCCGCCCUCGCAGACACCAACAGGGCUGCCGAGCAGCAGGUGAAAACUCUCUCGGCGUCUCUGAAGGAAAAGAACGACCACGUGAGAGCUCUAGAGGAGGAGGGAGACAAGAAGGACCAAACAAUCACGGAAAUGACAAGCCGCCUCGAGGCGGCGCUACUCGAAGUGGGAGCACUGAAGAGCGAGCUCAGGGAAGCACAAGAGGACAUCGACACACACGAGGAGGCCACGUCUCAGAAACAGCAGGAGCUGGACGCCUUAACGGCGUCUCUGGAACACGAACGCGCCGACAAGACCCGACAAGCCACCGCUCUCCAGGAACAGCUGCGUGAGGCGCGGGACCUUGCCGAGCAGCGGCAGAGAAUAAUCGUGGAAGUCACAAGUGCCGCGGCAGGCGAAGACGCCCUGCUAGUAGAUGGGAUGAGGGAAGAGCUGGAGCACCGGAGACAGGAGGACAGGAACCUGCAAGAGCUGUGCGCGACCCUCGCACAGAGACACGGCCUCUUGCCCUCUUCAUGUAGUGACCCACAAGCAGUGCUCACAUCGCUCUCUGAGAGGCUCAUGCGGACGUCGCCUGACCAACCAGCACAGCCACCACCUCCAACAGCACCACCACAGGCUGCAGCAGCAGAGGGGGAGGGGGAUCAUUCGGCGUGUCAGCCGUCUUGUGUCGCUGAGUUGUUGCAGGAAAAGGUCAAGCGUCUCACACAGACGCUGAGGAAGGAGCGGGGUGCUGAGGCGGUGGAGGAGAGAGGGAGGGGGGCGGAGGUGUGUGGUGAGGAUGGGUUGACGGGGGGUGAGGCGCACCCGGGGCUGAGGCUGAAAUGGGGCGAUGCGUGAUCGAGUUCUCGGUGUUCGUAGGUUGUUUGUGUGUUCUGUUGCCAGAGAUUGCUUUGGUCCAACAUGUGAGUGACCUUUCGCGAAUCUCAAAAAGGUAUAUUGAUGGAAUCGAUGUGAUUUAUGUGUAUGUCUGAAAGAGUGAGUGUACGUCUGUCUGGUGGGUGAGCAAAGGGUCCGAUCCAGAGACCAUGCAUGGCACGACACGCAGGGAGGGGACGGACUCUACUUACUGUCUGUCUGUCUGUCUGUCUGUCUGUGAGUAUGUGUACGCAGCAAUCCAACGCAUAGCGAAAAUGACUGAUAGGAAGAAAGAACAAGGCAGAUCGAAGGAAUAGAGAUAUAUAAAGGGCGCCAGCUCGCGUGAGCUCAGCUUACAUUGCCCUUGUACAUACAUACGUGCAUAUGAGUGGAUGUAUACGUACCGGCAUGCAUACGUACGCAGUCAGUUAGUUACUUAUUCAUGCA
Molecule: messenger RNA, 2658 nt
Organism: Vitrella brassicaformis
Lineage: Eukaryota; Vitrellaceae
Source: the annotation of a GenBank genome assembly